This is a messenger RNA of Alosa sapidissima (American shad), 1739 nucleotides long. RefSeq names its product reprimo, TP53 dependent G2 arrest mediator candidate b (gene rprmb). The record is from RefSeq and is a predicted model, not a curated record. The transcript has 2 exons. Bases 857 to 1171 code for a protein of 104 amino acids. Lineage: Eukaryota; Metazoa; Chordata; Actinopteri; Clupeiformes; Clupeidae.
UGGAAGCAACGUGGACUAUAUCUAGUUGUUUGACUCAGAAAGGUAGGCUAUAGUUUAGUGUGUUUCAGUUUGCUUUAUUUGUCAAUAUCUACAACAAAUAGCCUAUUAAGAAUAUUUGUUCAUUUCUUUGAAUUUAUAAGCCAAAAAGUUGUUUAGAUGAAUUACUCAGCAUUCAACAACGUUGACGGUGGGCUAUUCUCCAAUGGGAGUAGUGAUAGCUUUCUCAAGUGCUGCAACCUGUCAUCCGCGGUCAUGGAUAACGGUUCUGUCGCCAAUGCACUGGAUGAGCGGAACUUUCUCGUGAUGCGCAUGGUUCAGAUCGCGGUGAUGAUCGUACUAGCACUCACCGUGGUCUUUGGUAUUUUCUUCCUGGGUUGUAACUUGCUCAUCAAGUCGGAAGGAAUAAUAAACUUUUUGUUAACGGACAGGUCGGGCGGCAUGGGCGAAAUGUCUCCUGUGUGACCCUAACCUCUGUAGCCUGUAUUUUCUAAGGAUGGAGGCUAUAGACUAUAGGUCCGACAUGAAGAGACGCUCUUUUUUUUAAAUGUGGCGCUAUUUGAGUGUACAAAUCAAUGUUUUAGCCUGCUGAAUGGCUGUAGCCGCCGACUCCUCUCCUAUGGAAUGGUUUCACCCAGGUCUAAUCAGCAUCCAACAGUGAGCCCGUGUCCAUACAGCCUGUUUAGAAGGAUACCACUGGGAACUGUAUGAGAUAUCUACCUUGUGCAAUCCCUGCAACCCUUGCUUGAAUUCUCAGAAGAUUCAAGCUUUCUUAAUUUGGUGAAUGUCUAACAAAAGCAACAGAUCCUUUUCUCCAUCUUUGUCAACUUUUUGCGUGCCACCCUGAACUUCACUAGAGAUGAAUUACACGGCAUUCAACGACACCGACACUGGUUUGUUCUCCAACAGCAGCGAUGGCUUUCUCAAGUGCUGCAACAUGUCCUCGGUGGUCACGGACAGCGGCUUUGAGGCGACUGCACUGGCCGAGCGGAACUUUUUCAUCACGCGCGUGGUCCAAAUUGCUGUCAUGUGCGUGCUCUCACUCACCGUGGUUUUCGGCAUCUUCUUCCUCGGCUGCAACUUGCUCAUCAAGUCCCAGGGAAUGAUCAACUUUCUAAUGACGGACAGGAGACCAUCCAAAGAUGUGGAAGCUGUGAUUGUUGGCACGUAUUAGAGCAGAUGUUCCAUCUGAAAAGACGAGAUACACACAUUUAAGUAUUUUGCGAAGAUAGCACUCACUCUAACUGCAGAUGGACGCAGGGGAUCUGAUGUUUUGGCAGACAGACAGACAGAGAAAUUCUUGCUUUAGGACUAAGAACCUUGUUUCUAGAAAAAAAGCCAACGGCAUUUCACCAUCUUAAAUCUUUUUACGGAUCACUUCCAACAGGGUCUUAACCACUGUGAAUGUAGCAUUUGGAUGGACAUGUGUUAUCUUUGUAGUUCUUAAGAAAAUAUUAUAUGGAGAUGCUCCGAGAUACAUGUCGGUGUGGGAUUUUGAUACACGUUCUCUUAACUGAUUUUGGAAAUUAUAUGAAAUGAAUGUUAUCUGUAGCCUAUAUGAUCAAUGUGAGUGUGUUGAAGAGCCUUUGUAUUUUCGUUUAAAUAUGACCCAGGAAAUGUCCAGGGUAACAUUCCAUUAGUGAUACAAUGCAUGUUUUUAAUCGUAGUCCCAAAGAAAUUAAAUGUAAUGUAGGCUACAGUAUUUGGUUAAUAAAUGCCACCUGGAGCUAGUUGUCAUUCAA